Molecule: messenger RNA, 1212 nt
Organism: Hypoxylon trugodes
Lineage: Eukaryota; Fungi; Ascomycota; Sordariomycetes; Xylariales; Hypoxylaceae
Product: fungal-specific transcription factor domain-containing protein
Exons: 2
Coding region: 1-1212 (403 amino acids)
Biological process (GO): DNA-templated transcription; positive regulation of transcription from RNA polymerase II promoter by galactose
Cellular component (GO): nucleus
Molecular function (GO): RNA polymerase II cis-regulatory region sequence-specific DNA binding; zinc ion binding; DNA-binding transcription factor activity, RNA polymerase II-specific
Source: RefSeq, a predicted model, not a curated record
AUGGCCCAAGCUCACAGCACUGAACCCAGUUCCAUUGACGUAGCCGUCGAACCACCUAUUCCACGCCGAAAGCGGCUAAAAAUAAGUGUCGCCUGUGAUACGUGUCGCGCGAGGAAGGUCAAAUGCGAUGGAAUUCGUCCAUCAUGCGGAAACUGCUUAAAGCGGAUCAAUUCCAUCAGUUUCUGCAAUUAUAGUUCAAAUAAUACGCAUUCGAGUUCAAGUACGACGCAAGAUAUUGCUUUGCCCACAAGAGAAGGGGCCUCUAGAAAUAGCUGUGAUGACUAUACGAAUGAAAAAGCCAUUGGCGUAAGGGCAACUCCUCGCCAUGAACAUUCACCUGAGGCGCCGUCGGUUCCAUCUAGGCCGCUUCAUAUGCGGGAUCCUACCAUUUGCGGUUUCUCCCCAAACGUUCCAACUACGUCACCGCCAACUACAAUUACUGAAGUUGAUUCAAUGACUACGGUAAUUGAAGAUGGCGAAAGCACGCGAGAGUACUUUGGCAGCAGUAGUGCUAGUUCCUUUACGAGCCAGAUUCGGGCCGCUAUCGAUACACGAUUAGGCCUAACGACCUCAUGUGAAGUGAGUAAUACGCUUGGUCGAACAUUGAUUACGACUGCUCCUACGAGGGGAGAUCCGUCACUACCCCUCAUGGGAGGAACAGAUUAUGUUCUACCCCCGCGCAGGCUAGCAGACCAUCUUUUAGGUGUAUACUGGCGUUAUGUCGACCCCCUUUACCCCUUUUUAGAUAAGGAAGACUUCGAAUCUGCAUAUCAGAGUGUAUUCAAUGGUACACUUGAACAGGUUAACGAGCGAACCUUCAUGGCCACCCUUAAUAUUAUCCUAGCCCUAUCUACACAAUUACAAGAGACGUUAGAUACAGAACAGAGAGAGCAUACAUGUAAGACAUUCUUCAAUAGAGCCCAAGGUCUUCUACGACUUGAUAUUUGGGACACGGGUUCUAUCGAACUAAUACAAUACCUCUUGAUCCUAAGCCAAUAUCUUCAAAGUACCAACAAUCCUCACCAGACUUGGAUGGUAGUCGGGACUGCCAUUAGAAUCGCACAAGGUCUCGGCCUCCAUUUACCGGAGACGUCUAUAGCGCCUAGGAAUCCAAGAACUGGAGGACUGCUUAGAAGGCUAUGGCAUGGAUGUAUUCUCAUGGAUCGGCAAGUCAAGGUUCAGCAUGAAAUCCUCCUCAAAUACAGAAUCUAA